AUAUCCGAAGCAAAGUAUAGCAUUAAGUAUUGCAUUAGUCAACUGAUUGGUAGGAGGAGCUGAACAAUCACCARUCAAAAAGUGAAAUCUUGGAGUCAUGAAGUUGGCUCUGACCGUGGCCUUAUUGGUAUUGCUUAUCUGCAUUGCAACAGAAGCCAAGAGACACAAUAACAAAGCCCCAAAGUUUGCCGAUACCGUUAGAGAGAAGGGAAAGAAUAAUACUCUCACACGUGGAGGCUUUAUAAGUUUUGAUGAUGAUGAUGGAGAUGAUGAUAGUUCAGAAGACGGUCCAGAGCUGUCUUCCCGUGAAAGAGCGGAAAAACUGAAGAUUCUCACUAUGGAAGGAAAACCAGGCUGGCUGGAAUUGGUAAAGAAAAAGGGAAAGGAAACAGCAAAGAAAAUUAAAAAGGAAAUGGAAGAAAAGAAAAUCGGGAAACCAAGUGAUUUAGCGAAGAACGUUCAGUAUGACUCAAAUCCUCCAAGUAAGCUAAUAUCAGAUGUAAAGAACAAACUGGCAGGUUUUACUGGUCCACUUGCAACACGUGUUAAAACUAAGGUCACCGAGCUUAAUACAAAAUGGAAAACUAUGAAGGACUCUGAUAGACAAAGCAUCAUGGGUACUCUCGGUGUUGUAGCAUCAAACAUUGAGAAAUUUGGCGAUGCAGGAAGCAAUCCAAUCGGCGCUGUCCAAGGAGCUGUGAACAUCAUUGGUGCAGUAGCUACCUUUUUUGGCCCAGUUGGUCAGUUAGCAAGUAUUGGUUUAAGCUUCGUCUCUAGUCUAUUGGGAUUAUUUGGUCAAGGUCCUAAGCCGAGGCCAAUAGGUGAAAUUGUAAGAGAACAAAUUGAUGAAGCGUUGGAAAAGUACCGGGAUGAGAGCCUGACUGACAAAGCAAGUGGACUAAUCAAGGCGUUUAGAGGCUCUAAAUCGUACCUAGAUGGAGCCGCUGAAUCGGGAAAACUUCUCUCAAAAGAAGAAAUGAUCGUAGCUUCAGCCCGUGUGCCUAUGACGCAGGGUUCUGAGUUCAUUGGCGAGUUGACCACAGUCAUUGAAAAGAUUUUUAAGAACUCUAAACCCAGUGAAGCUCAGAAAUGCAUUAAAUACUGCGAACUCUUUGCACAACUCGCUGGACUGAAGGACAUGAUUCUUACUCAGAUGAUAUCAUUGGCGGGUAACGAGAUGGAGAAUGACGUCAGAGGUUUGAUGUCCUACCACCGAGAUUUUCGCGAGGCUGCAAGAGUUUUACUUGAGCCACUCUUUACGAUAAAGUUUGGACAAAAGGUUUUGCCAUACUUUGAUCCAGACAUUAGUGUCAUCACUGACUCGUACGCCACCUCGGUGUUGGACCUUGGAAAGUACGAUCGCUCAAGAGCAGGAAUGUACUGUCUGAUGACCCAGAGUGGUGGUAAGUUUAAAGACCUGGUGUGGUCCGCAGAGAAAGAGCAUUUCCACGUAACUGGAAAGCCAUAUACUACACUCGCUUCCGAGAAUAACAACAAUUGCUACUGGAAGCUUGUGCCUCACGGAAAUCAUAUCUUCAGUAUUGUCAACAAAAAGGGAUGCGAUUCAACACCUCCAGGUCAUUGGUGUGGAUCGGUAUUAUCCUUUGACAUCCUUGAAGAUGGAGGAAUUGUUAACAUUGAACCUACUGAUGGAAUCAUGUGGACGAUUUAUGGAUCUCAGUGGACCAUGUAA
Exaiptasia diaphana is the source of this 1693-nucleotide messenger RNA. RefSeq lists its product as uncharacterized. The coding region runs from base 98 to 1693 and encodes 531 amino acids. Lineage: Eukaryota; Metazoa; Cnidaria; Anthozoa; Actiniaria; Aiptasiidae. The record is from RefSeq and is a predicted model, not a curated record. The transcript is spliced from 6 exons.